AAUCGAAUUGGAGACCCUGCUUGAGCAGCUCAUACUCGACGAUAAGCGGUAACGCUUGGUCAUGGUCCGCUAGAGGAUAGAAAUGUCAGCUUCGUGUCGUCAGUGGACGAACGUCAGGCCACACGUGGACGUACGGUUCCAGCGUACGAGCGUGCGACCCAAGGUCUUGCGGUUCAGUGGGCGACGACCAGUUGGAGGUGUGGAAGACAUGUCAGCCAUGUCAGCCAUGUAUGCCUCGCUGAGUGAUGAACCAGGUGUAGGGUGGACUGGUGUAUGGCUGAUUGUCGUAGGUAUCAAGCGAUAACAGCGAGGAACUAUGACUGGAGGAUGAAGAGAUGUUGGAAGCUGUGCAUGUAGUGCAGGUGGAAGACGAAGGGUCAUUGCCCGGAACAAGCCGUCUCGACCUAUACACUUCGAGUGAAUGGGCAAUAGCGGAAAGGCGGUGUAGUGUUCAUAGUAAUAAGAAUGGAAGGAGCAUACAG
Molecule: messenger RNA, 482 nt
Organism: Sphaerulina musiva SO2202
Lineage: Eukaryota; Fungi; Ascomycota; Dothideomycetes; Mycosphaerellales; Mycosphaerellaceae
Exons: 2
Coding region: 83-304 (73 amino acids)
Source: RefSeq, a predicted model, not a curated record